Cuscuta campestris is the source of this 1261-nucleotide messenger RNA. Lineage: Eukaryota; Viridiplantae; Streptophyta; Magnoliopsida; Solanales; Convolvulaceae. The record is from the annotation of a GenBank genome assembly.
GUCUAAAAUCUAUCAAUAUCCAUCCAAACCACACACAUCAUCGCUUCUUCUCUCCCAUUUUUCCCUAUCUUCCAUCAAUCAAUUGACCCCAAUUCCCACCAUUAAAUCAUCGUCUUCAUAGCUUACUCCCGGUGUAUAUUAGUCUUAUAAUACUCAGUAUUCCUGAAGGACGAGAAGGAAUUCUUGUGGAAGUGAAAUGGCGACCACCACAUCCGCUGCUGUUCUACACGGCCUGAGCUCCUCCUCCUCCCUCUUGGCCGCCGGCAAGAACAGCCGCGCCUUCUGGACCGCUCCUCCCGCCGCCAGAUCCCGCUGUGCUUCCGCUUCCCGCAGGAGGCUGCUCGUUGUGGCAGCGGCCACCGCCGCUCCUCAGAAGAAAUCAUGGAUCCCCGCCGUUAGAGGCGGCGGCAACCUUGUUGACCCGGAAUGGCUCGACGGAUCGCUGGCAGGGGAUUACGGGUUCGACCCGCUGGGUCUCGGAAAAGACCCGGCAUCCCUGAAAUGGUACAGGGAAGCGGAGCUGAUCCACGGCAGGUGGGCAAUGGCGGCAGUGGUGGGCAUCUUGGUAGGCCAGGCAUGGAGCGGCGUCCCGUGGUUCGAGGCCGGGGCGGACCCCGGAGCCUUGGCGCCCUUUUCCUUCGGCAGCCUCCUGGGGACGCAGCUCCUCCUCAUGGGGUGGGUGGAGAGCAAGCGGUGGGUGGACUUCUACAACCCGGACUCCCAGGCCGUGGAGUGGGCCACCCCGUGGUCGAAGACCGCCCGGAACUUUGCCAAUGCCACCGGCGAGCAAGGGUACCCGGGGGGGAAAUUCUUCGACCCGCUCUGCUUCGCGGGGUCCAUUCAGAACGGGGAAUACGUCACGGACUUCGAUAAGCUGGAGCGGUUGAAGGUGGCGGAGAUAAAGCACGCCAGGAUUGCGAUGGUGGCUAUGCUCGUCUUCUUCCUCGAGGCGGGGCAAGGGAAAACCCCUCUUGGAGCUCUGGGAUUGUAAUCCUAUAUAUAUAUAUAUAUAUAUAUAUAUAUAUAUAUAUAUAUAUAUAUAUAUAUAUAUAUAUAUAUAUAUAUAUAUAUAUAUAUGUAUGUAUGUAUGUAUGUAUGUAAAAGAGAGUUCAAAUUGUUGUAGUGUUGACAUGUGGCAUGCCACAUGUGCAUCCACAUGUGCACUCACUAAUGAUGUGAAUUUAUGCAUUUUAAUUUAUUGGUCCAUUUUGAUUUUUUAAAAAGAUCUUUGAAUACAUUUGCAUAAAACUUUUUCAUUUUU